Molecule: messenger RNA, 1216 nt
Organism: Orbicella faveolata
Lineage: Eukaryota; Metazoa; Cnidaria; Anthozoa; Scleractinia; Merulinidae
Source: RefSeq, a predicted model, not a curated record
GAGCGCUGUUUUGGAGAUCGCGUGACUGACAAGACAUAUGAUCUGGCUGAUGUUAUGAUGUUAUGAAGUUUGCUAAUUGACGGUUCAUUACAACUCCGGUGUUAUCUGCGUUUCGGUGUGAUAUUAUGCACGACAUUUUGAACGCAGCGUUGAACUGAAAACAUGUCCGCUGGAAGACUUAUAGCAAUUGCUGUCGAUCCGAGUGACUACAGUGAAAAGGCAUUUGACUGGUUCAUGGCAAAUGUCUACCACGAAGGAGAUCGAUUGGUGGUCAUUCAUUCGCAUGAACUUCACCCUCCGGUUAUGCCUCACAUGAUUGCUACUGAGGAAUGGAAGCGAGAGGUUAUAAAACAUGAAAAUAUCAUUAAAGAACUAGAGAAAAAAUAUGAGAAAAAAUGCAAAACCUUGAAGCUGUCAGCAAAGAUUGUCAUCGAGUCUGGCCCCCCUGGACAAGAGAUUUGUAAAGUGGCCAAAAGGGAAGGAGCCACUUUCAUUGUGUUGGGCAGUCGUGGUGCAGGAACUGUGCGUCGCACCAUAUUAGGAAGUGUCAGUGACUAUGUUAUUCACCAUGCUCACAUACCAGUGGUAGUGGUACCAAAGGAGUAGGAGAAACACACUCUUCACUACCCUGCUAAGAAGAGAGUAAAGAGGCAGUAAAUUUAAAUAUUAUAACAGUGUUGUCAUAGAAUUUUUUUAUACUCAUUUGAAAUUUGUUCAAAAUUAAAGAUGGAAAAUAGGAAAAAGUGAGAGUACAAUGAUGUUUUAGAGCAGUCAUAAUUACAUAAAUAUGUAUUUCUGGCAUUUAAUUAAAUAUACUUUAUUUAAUAUAAUCACUGGAAAUUAAGUUAUCCCAAUUUUCAGUGAAAUAGAUAAUUCAGUUUUACACAUUUUUUGACUGUGAGAUUGUAUUGAUUUUGUUCAGCGACUGUCGUAUGCAAAAAAAAAAAAAAAGAAAAGAAAAAAAUAGCCACGGUGAAAUAUUUAGAAUUACAGUCAAAUUAUCCCCGUCAACUAGUCCCCACGUGUCAUUUAUCUUUACGUGUAAAAUGUCACGCAUUCUGUCACGGCUCAGUGCGCGAUUGGGUGGAAAGGAAACACUUGUUAUUGGCUGUUCAUUUUCGAGUGUUAGCUUGACUGAAAUCAUGGCGGGUACAGAAGGCAGAGUUGUAUGUAUAGCUGUGGAUGGAAGCGAACACAGUGAGAAAGCGUUUGACUG